Macrobrachium nipponense is the source of this 754-nucleotide messenger RNA. Its product is annotated as cuticle protein AMP1A-like. The record is from RefSeq and is a predicted model, not a curated record. Gene Ontology annotation, cellular component: chitin-based extracellular matrix. Gene Ontology annotation, molecular function: structural constituent of chitin-based larval cuticle. NCBI's taxonomy places the organism in Eukaryota, Metazoa, Arthropoda, Malacostraca, Decapoda, Palaemonidae. The coding region runs from base 87 to 644 and encodes 185 amino acids. The transcript is spliced from 3 exons.
GCAGACCCUUCCACGCCCUAUAUAAGCUCACCUGAAUGAAUACCAGGACACCAGUAUCACCCAGUUCCUCUCACCCGUAAGGCAUCAUGAAAUCCAUCAUCAUCACCGCUUUGGCCGCCGUGGCCCUGGCUGCCCCCCAGUACAACUACGAAGCUCCCCCACCCGCCCCAGCCCCCUCCAACUCGUACAUCGCCCCAGCAGCCUCCAACCGCGACGACUCCUUCGAGCGACCCGACCCCGUAGCCAUCCUGCGGGACGAACGCGUCCACGAGGAAGACGGACGUUUCAACGUCGAGUUCGAGGCCGAGAACGGAAUCAAGUUCGCUCAGGCAGGAUCUCCUGACGGGGACGAGGGAUCCGUCGUCAAGGCUGGAAUGUACUCCUACACCGCUCCCGACGGCACCUUAGUCGAAGUCAAGUACGUGGCUGACGAGAACGGCUUCCAGCCCCAGUCCGACCUCCUGCCGGUGGCACCCGAAUUCCCCCACCCAAUCCCCCAGUUCGUCCUGGACCAGAUUGCCUUCGCCGCCGAGGAAGACGCCCGUCGCGCCCGUGAGGGCAGCGAUGAAUCCGCCGAAGCCUCAGCCGUUUCACGGAGCUACGCCCCCCCUGCCCCCUCCAACCUCUAUGGAGCUCCUCAGUAAAAGAAUUUUUUCACCCUUCAUCCGACUGUCAUCCUCGAACGACUACUUGUAUUUAUUCUAUUUAUGCAACAUGAAAAUCGCUGUUCAUUAAAUAGACUACUAAAAUGAAA